AUGCUUGGGCUAGUUCCUGCCAGUCAGAAGCAGGUCUUCGGAGCUCCUUCUCCUCAACAACUAUCCAUGGAUUCGCCCACAAUGAACACUCAUCAAAAUGACACUUUCUUUCAUGCUAAUCAAGCCCAUGAUCAAUGUUAUGUGGAACCGUACAUUGCAGCACCUGAACCAAAUAUACACUUUCCGGCGUUUAACCAAGAAGAGGCCAACAUUUUUCGAUAUAGGCAACAGCAAGGCGUGAAUCUUGGCUCUUGGUUUGUCCACGAGAACUGGAUGCAGCCCACUACGAUGUUUGAUUGUGCUUCUGGCAACAAGGAAUCUGAAUACGAUAUCGCUUCUGGCUGGGGAUCUAAGGCUUCUGCGCGCGCUCUUCUAGAAAAACACUGGGACACCUUCAUUGGCCCUGCUGAUUUCGCCUAUCUAGCUGGCAUUGGCAUCAACACCGUGCGGUUGCCAAUCGGGUACUGGAGCCUAGGUCCUGAAUUCUGCAAGGGAACUCUCUUCGAAUCGGUUGCUGAUGUCUAUACAAAUUCGUGGAGCAGGGUUCUCCAGGCUAUUAAAUGGGCUGGCGCGUCCGGCAUCGGUGUACUGGUUGAUCUUCAUGGCGCACCUGGCAGUCAAAACGGAGAAUCCCACUCUGGAGUCUCUGAUCACAAAGCCCAGCUGUUCGACUCCGACAAUAGGGAGAAGACCAUCAAGGUCUUGCAAUACAUAGCUCAGCAACUGUGCAAUAUCAACCACAUAGUAGGCAUACAGAUACUCAACGAACCUAAGGAACACGAAAUGCUAGCCGCGUUUUAUGACGAAGCCAUGGCGGCCAUGAACUGCUCCAUCCCAAAGUACAUACACGACGCCUUCAACCUCGCCAAGUACUCUGAAUACAACUCGCAUCGACAGGAUUUCGUUGUGGUUGAUCAUCACUCUUACUUCGUUUUUACGGACAAAGAUAACACUGAGUCGGCAUCUGGUCAUACUCAAGACGUCGGUAGUUCGAUCGCGGCUAACCUCGCCGCACACUCGUCACAGCAAAGGGGAAAUCUCAUCAUCGGUGAAUGGUCUUGUGCUCUAUCCAGUCAAAGCGUGAAGAAGGAAAACGACCCAGAGGCUUCGCAAAAGGAGUUCUGCACUCGCCAGAUGGAGACUUAUGGGGCCAAUACUGCUGGCUGGACAUUCUGGUCUUACAUGAAAGAAGGAUGCCAAACCGAUCCGGGCUGGUGUUUCAAGUCCGCUGUGGGCAACAUGCUUCCACCUAGUUUUCACUCGUAUCCAAACGCAGCUACCAAGACCCUAGACGGCGUGCGACUACUAGUCAAACCCCUUGCUGGCGCUGCUCCCGGCCCAAUAUCUUCGGACCCUCAAGACUCAUCUUCCCUCCGUACCUCCGCCGCUGGGGUUCGACGAGAGAAUGGCACCUUUCGUCGUCGUCAAGCAUCCAUUCACCAUCGCCAUCUACACCAACGUGAGCCUCCAAGCUCCCAGAACGGCUCCAUCCCAUUCCAGACGGGGUACCGGGAUGGUUAUGAUACUGCGCUCAAGUUUGCAACGUACUUGUCGAAAGUUGGCUUCAAGCAGCAAUGCAUGAUGGAUAACUGCGGCGGAUUUGGAGAUCAAUAUAACUCUAUCGGAGCGCAGGAUGAGUACGCGGACGGCUAUCUAAAAGGUAUAAGCGAGGGGGAGCACACCGUGGAAGCGACACUGGUACCAGCAAAUCCGCUAUAA
Messenger RNA from Pleurotus ostreatus (oyster mushroom), 1719 nucleotides. It is a transcript of the gene EXG3, whose product is annotated as Glucan 1,3-beta-glucosidase 3. Bases 1 to 1719 code for a protein of 572 amino acids. The transcript is spliced from 5 exons. Gene Ontology annotation, molecular function: glucan endo-1,6-beta-glucosidase activity. Lineage: Eukaryota; Fungi; Basidiomycota; Agaricomycetes; Agaricales; Pleurotaceae. Gene Ontology annotation, cellular component: cell surface; extracellular region. The record is from RefSeq and is a predicted model, not a curated record. Gene Ontology annotation, biological process: glucan catabolic process.